Messenger RNA from Pongo pygmaeus (Bornean orangutan), 2422 nucleotides. It is a transcript of the gene DBP, whose product is annotated as D-box binding PAR bZIP transcription factor. Gene Ontology annotation, biological process: regulation of transcription by RNA polymerase II. The coding region runs from base 723 to 1547 and encodes 274 amino acids. Gene Ontology annotation, molecular function: RNA polymerase II cis-regulatory region sequence-specific DNA binding; DNA-binding transcription factor activity, RNA polymerase II-specific. Gene Ontology annotation, cellular component: nucleus. The transcript is spliced from 4 exons. Lineage: Eukaryota; Metazoa; Chordata; Mammalia; Primates; Hominidae. The record is from RefSeq and is a predicted model, not a curated record.
GUCAGUGUCCCGCCUCCCACCGAAAGGCAAGGCAACUUCACGCGCUGAGCCCCUCACGCGCCCUCCUGGGCCCUGGCGGAUCCAGAGGCCGCAUUGGCUGUGCGUCUCAAGGGGUCGGAGACGAUUGGCCCGUGUUUGCAGCCGGAGGGAGGCACGCGGCUGGGGUGCAUGCCCAUAGAGGCGGGCGGGGCUGGACGCGCCGGGCGGGGACCCGGAGGAGGGGCGCGCGCUGUGGCGUCGGGUGUUUUGGUUUGGAUUUUUUUUUCCGCGAAAGAAGUUUGCUUUGGCCACGCCUCAAGGCGGCCGCCUCCUCCUGCCCCCUCCUCCGCCCCUCCGCGCACACCUCUCGAUGCAGAUUGCAAAGCGCCUUCCGUUGCGAGAGCUGCAGAUUUUGCAAGAGCCAGGCUCGCCCACCUUGUAGAAGGAGCGCCUUGAGUCCCCUCUCACCCUCGGUUGCAAAGAGCCGGCCGCUUGAUCUGGACACCCCCUCACCCAGACUGCAUGAUCUCCCGGGACCUUCUUGAGUUGCACGUUUCUGCACCAAGGACCUCAAAUCCCCGUCGCUUCUAGGAUUUGCAGCGUUCUGGAUACUGGAGGGUUGCAGGCUACACUCGCCCGCCCCUGGGCAGACACCCGUCCAAACCACUGGAGUGUGCUGGUGACUGGCAGGCUAGCCCUUCGCCUCUCCAUGAACCCGUGAGCCUGGGGGCAGGUGCCAGGCGAUGGCGCGGCCUGUGAGCGACAGGACCCCGGCCCCUCUGCUGCUGGGUGGCCCGGCCGGGACACCCCCUGGCGGGGGAGCGCUGCUUGGGCUGCGGAGCCUUCUGCAGGGGACCAGCAAGCCCAAAGAGCCGGCCAGCUGUCUCCUGAAGGAAAAGGAGCGCAAGGCGGCCCUGCCUGCAGCCACAACCCCUGGGCCAGGCCUGGAGACUGCGGGCCCGGCGGAUGCCCCGGCUGGGGCAGUGGUGGGCGGCGGGUCCCCGCGGGGGCGCCCGGGGCCGGUGCCCGCCCCGGGUCUGUUGGCGCCACUGCUGUGGGAGCGCACGCUGCCGUUCGGCGAUGUGGAGUACGUGGACCUGGACGCCUUCCUGCUGGAGCACGGGCUCCCGCCCAGCCCGCCGCCCCCCGGUGGCCCGUCGCCGGAGCCGUCGCCCGCGCGGACGCCCGCACCCUCCCCAGGGCCGGGUUCGUGCGGCUCCGCUUCCCCCCGCUCCUCUCCUGGGCACGCCCCCGCCCGGGCUGCCCUGGGGUCCGCCAGCGGCCACCGCGCAGGCCUGACCUCUCGGGACACACCCAGCCCUGUGGACCCAGACACCGUGGAGGUGCUGAUGACCUUUGAACCCGACCCAGCUGAUCUUGCCCUAUCAAGCAUUCCUGGCCACGAGACCUUUGACCCUCGAAGACAUCGCUUCUCAGAAGAGGAACUUAAGCCCCAGCCAAUCAUGAAGAAGGCAAGGAAAAUCCAGGUGCCAGAGGAGCAGAAGCCUGAGCGACAGAGCGAGACUCCAUCUCAAAAACAAACAAGACUUUGCCAUACCCUUCUGUAAGACACAGCUACUUGAAGCACCUAGGACUGGCCUGUAAGUCAGAUCUACACCAGUGGUUUCUCCUUCUAGAGGGCCCUGUUGCUAGGGACUGGAUUUACCCUCACAAGCAGGAACUGGGCUUUAAUUAAAUGGUGGAGCGGAGAGCAUCUUACUGAGCCCAGUGGUCCUUGGUUACUAAGGAGGAGUCCUCCUUAGGAACCAACUUCCAGGAUGGGAGGACUUUAGGUAUAAUCCUCUGGGGAGGUCUCAGGAUAGUCCCCUUUCCUAAGAGACAGCUCUUCUCUCAGUCAGGUCCUGCUGGGGAGGAGGCUAUUCUCUGGCCUCAGUUCAAGGCCAGCAGGUCAGAGACUGGCCACAGUCAUUGAAACCACUUAGAUCUCACUUUUGUUUGCCAAGGAUGGAUGAGGUUGCCUUGGCAACCAGGUCAGAAGGCCCCAGCUCUGCGAGGAUUUUAUGGGACACCACACCCCAUCCCCAGGGCACCAAGCUUUCCUUAGCAACCAGGAUCUGGAAAGGCAAUAUGCAGGGCAGUGCUCUUCAUUGGGAGAAGCCCUCAGACCAUGAAGGUCUUGUUGCUAGGGAACAAGCAUCCUUAGCAAGCAGGAGCUAACUGCAGGCCUUUAUCAUGUGGGGAGGGCUGGGGUCCGCUUUGCAGAGUGGAGACUUGAAGCGAGUUGCUUGAGGGUGUGGGGGUCUAUCUCAUGCCUUUACUGUUGCUAGGGGCCCAAUCUCCUUAGCAACCAGGGCCCUAGAAAGGCAGACCCUUGGGUACCUAUCCCAGCAGAGACCUGGUGUGGUUUAGGCCCUGCUGCUGGGGCUCCCUUCCUCUUUAGCUGGGACCUGGGUCCCUCUGGACCUCAGUGCCCUCCCCGUCU